Molecule: messenger RNA, 1489 nt
Organism: Chara braunii
Lineage: Eukaryota; Viridiplantae; Streptophyta; Charophyceae; Charales; Characeae
Source: the annotation of a GenBank genome assembly
GUGGUGUUGAGGUCCUCAAUGGUGAAUUGGGAGGGGUCGAGAGAGGUAGUGUCGAAGUCGUCAUCGGAGGUGCGUUUAGUGGUGUCGUUAUGGAAAAAGAGGGGGCGGGAGGGAGCAGGCGCGGACUGGUGAUGGGGGUGGAGGAGUCAAUCGUGGUGAAGCAUGCGAGAGAGGAGGCCAGCAAGGGGCAUGUCGAGUUAGUGGGCGAGGGCGGUUGCAAGGUCUUUGUGGCAUACUCGCUUGAUGUGGGAGAUGAACGCAAAGUCGGGAAUGACGGUGGUGGGGAGGUGAUGGCGGAGGGAGAAGAUGUAUUGGACGAAGUGGUCCGUGGCAGUGAGAAGGUUGGCCCAUUGGAGGAAGGAGUGACGCGGUCCUCCGGAGGCGCGGCGGUUGUUGACUUCGGCCAUCCACCAUUUGGCGACAUUGGCGAGGAGGCGGGAGGUGACAAUGGAAAGCCAGUGGACAAGGGGCAUGUGGUGGAGGAAAACAUCCUCAUGGGGAAGGCCGGAGAAGGACAUGAUGUCGGCGGAUCGGAAGGAACGGGGGAUUUCCCCUUCGCGGGAAACGAUCCGGGCGAGGGUGUUGAAGUUGAGGUUAUCAGGGGUGGUGUCGUAGCAGGUGUAAUCGAAUUGGCUGUUGUCAUCAAGGAGGUAGUUGGGGGGAAGUUGUGGCAUUGCGGGGUAAACCCCGGAGGUGACUUGGGAAUAGGUGGGACGAAGGGUGGGGAUGGUGGAGGUCGUCAUGAUGGGUUGGGGAAUGGCGGUGUGUUGGAUGCGUCGGAUGAGGGAGGAGGUGGGGGGAGCGAAACGGUGGUGGAUGAUGAGGACGGGGGAAGGGUUGAGGAGGAAGGGUUGGGGGAUAUGGUGGUAGAGGUGGUAGGAGUGGAGGAGGUUAGAGGGGGGGUGUUGCUGGAGGCGGCUGUGGAGGAGGGAGUGGUGUGCGCUGUGGAGGAGGGAGGUGCGACGAUGGUGACGACCGUGAUGGAGGGGUUGUUCCCUUCGAGCGUGGUGACGUUGUCGGACAUGGUGGCCUUUAUGUCGUUGAGAGAGGCGAUGACGGAGGUUUGGAGGGUGUUGAGUGUGUGGAGGAUGGCGGAGAGGUCGGGGGUGGCGGUGUUUGCUGGUGGUUGUUCACCUGCGAGCUUGCGGGCGAUGCUAUCGACUGAGUCGACAUGUUGAUGGAGGAUGCGGCCAUGUCGGGGGAAGAGGGGGCGGAGGACGUGGCCGGAAUGGAUGUGGAGGAUGCAGCAGCAGCGGUGGCGGCGGCAGCAGCGGCGGUAUUGGCGGCGGCGCGUUGGGAGUUCUUGGUUUGGCGUGGUGGCAUGUGGAGAUGGGGGGGCCAAUCCCUUAUUUAUUUAUCAAUAAAUUCAAAAAUAAUGAUAAUUGCCAAGAUUUCUGGAAAGUAGGGAAAUAUUGAAUAAAGAAAUUAUUCCAAUGGGAAUUUUAUUUAUUCGAAACUAAUUCGGGUAGAACAAAAUUUUGAAGGAUCC